Oenanthe melanoleuca is the source of this 3678-nucleotide messenger RNA. RefSeq names its product SRY-box transcription factor 9 (gene SOX9). Gene Ontology annotation, cellular component: nucleus. Gene Ontology annotation, biological process: positive regulation of chondrocyte differentiation; chondrocyte differentiation; heart development. Lineage: Eukaryota; Metazoa; Chordata; Aves; Passeriformes; Muscicapidae. The record is from RefSeq and is a predicted model, not a curated record. Gene Ontology annotation, molecular function: RNA polymerase II cis-regulatory region sequence-specific DNA binding; DNA-binding transcription factor activity, RNA polymerase II-specific. The transcript has 3 exons. The coding region runs from base 368 to 1816 and encodes 482 amino acids.
GCAGAGCCGCGCUGGAGACCGGCGGGGCCGCCGCGCCCGACUCUGCCCCGGCCGCUCGCCCUGCUCCCGCUCCCAAGUUUUCCUUUUCUCCCCUUUUUCCCUCGUUUCGGAGUUUUCUUGGUUUUUUGUUUUUUUAUUUUUUUUUGCAAAUUUUUUUUUUUUGCAAUUUUUUUUUAGCGUUUUUUUCUGUGCGGAGGAGAAGUAAUAAAAAGUUUUUUGCCGACUUCUCCGCAGCCGGGGGAGACUUCGUUUCUCCGAGUUUUUACUUUUUUUUAACCCGUCCUUGCCCCUUAGCGCCUACUUUUUAAUUUUUUUUUUCAUUAAUUUUUUUUUUCGCCCCCUUGCUCCCCCUCGGCCACUUUCUCGCAUGAAUCUCCUCGACCCUUUCAUGAAAAUGACAGAAGAACAGGACAAAUGUAUCUCCGACGCCCCCAGCCCCACCAUGUCGGAUGACUCCGCCGGCUCCCCCUGCCCCUCUGGAUCCGGCUCGGACACGGAGAACACCAGACCGCAAGAAAACACCUUCCCCAAGGGAGACCCGGACCUGAAGAAGGAGAACGACGAGGACAAGUUCCCGGUGUGCAUCCGGGAGGCGGUGAGCCAGGUGCUGAAGGGCUACGACUGGACCCUGGUGCCGAUGCCGGUGCGGGUGAACGGCUCCAGCAAGAACAAACCGCACGUCAAGAGACCCAUGAACGCCUUCAUGGUGUGGGCGCAGGCGGCCCGCAGGAAGCUGGCGGAUCAGUACCCGCACCUGCACAACGCCGAGCUCAGCAAGACCCUGGGCAAGCUCUGGAGGCUGCUGAACGAGAGCGAGAAGCGCCCGUUCGUGGAGGAGGCCGAGCGGCUGCGGGUGCAGCACAAGAAGGAUCACCCCGACUACAAGUACCAGCCCCGGCGGAGGAAGUCGGUGAAGAACGGGCAGGCGGAGCAGGAGGAGGGCGCCGAGCAGACCCACAUCUCCCCCAACGCCAUCUUCAAGGCGCUGCAGGCAGACUCGCCCCAGUCCUCCUCCAGCAUCAGCGAGGUGCACUCGCCCGGGGAGCACUCGGGCCAGUCCCAGGGGCCCCCCACGCCCCCCACCACCCCCAAGACCGACCCCCAGCCGGGCAAGCAGGACCUGAAGCGGGAGGGCCGCGCCCUGGGCGAGGGCGGCCGGCAGCCGCCCCACAUCGAUUUCCGCGACGUGGACAUCGGCGAGCUCAGCAGCGACGUCAUCUCCAACAUCGAGACCUUCGACGUCAACGAGUUCGACCAGUACCUGCCCCCCAACGGGCACCCGGGCCAGCCGGGCCAGGUCACCUACACGGGCAGCUACGGCAUCAGCGGCGCCGCGGGGGCUGCGGCCGGCGCCGGCCACGCGUGGAUGGCCAAGCAGCCGCCGGCAGCGCAGCCACAGCCGCAGCUGGCGGCGCUGGGAGCGGAGCAGAGCCCCCAGCAGCAGCAGCAGCAGCAAAGGACGCACAUCAAGACAGAGCAGCUGAGCCCCAGCCACUACAGCGAGCAGCAGCAGCACUCCCCGCAGCAGCAGCAGCAGCUGAGCUACAGCUCCUUCAACCUGCAGCACUACAGCUCGUCCUACCCCAGCAUCAGCCGCGCCCAGUACGAGUACGGCGAGCACCAGGGCUCCUCGGGCUCCUACUACAGCCACGCCGGGCAGGGCAGCGGGCUCUACUCCACCUUCAGCUACAUGAGCCCCACGCAGCGCCCCAUGUACACCCCCAUCGCCGACACCGCGGGCGUGCCCUCCAUCCCCCAGACCCACAGCCCGCAGCACUGGGAGCAGCCCGUGUACACGCAGCUCACCCGGCCCUAGGAGCGGCCAGCAAGGAGGAAACGCGGCGAAAAUCAAAAAAAUAAAAAAAAAAAAAAAAAAAAAAACAACAACAAAAAAACGGCGAAAAGGAAGAGAGAAAAAAAAAAUAAUAAAGAAAACAAAAUAAAAAGAAAAUCAGCAAAGAGUUGCCUCGGACUGGUUGAAGUUGAAGUAAUUCCAAUUUGUGGAAGCUGGCGGGGAGGAGAGAGCGCCUCGAGCCUUCUGCACUACAGCAUCCUCCAGCUCCCAGCCCCAAAAUUUGGGACAGGCUUUGCCAAGGACUGGAUUGAACUCUGCUUCUUCCAGCGUGGAGAGGAGAUUUCCACCCAACCCGCCCAGCUGGCUCUUUCUCUGAACUUUUGUAAUGAUUUUUUUUUUUUUUUUUUAGCAGUAAUUAAGACAAAGACAAAAAAAAAAUUAAAAAAAGAAGAAAAAAAAAUGGGGGGUAAAAGAGAAAACUCAGAGUCCUCUGUGAGGAAUAUUCUCUAUUUUAAAUAUUUUUAGUAUGUACUGUGUAUGAUUCGUUACCAAUUUGAGGGGAUUUGUACCUAUUUUUUAGAGAUGUUUUUGGAAAUGCUCUUAUUUUUCCAACAGCUAAAAAGAAAUGACACUUAGUGGAGCAGCCCUAGGUUUUCUUGCAGAGGUAUUUUUGUAUAGAGAAGUGUCUUUUGGGGUUUGUUUUUUUUUUUUUUUGCUCUUAAAAAAAUGAAACUAAACCAGCGUGCUCUGCCCUGGGAACCCAGCACCGGGGCAGGCACCAGCAUGGGAGAGGCUUUAUUUUUCUAACUCGUAGCAAAACCAGCCAGGAGGAGAGAACUUCACUUUAUUUUUUAAUAACCUUGAGCCUUAAAAGAAAAACAAAAAGAGGAAAAAAAAAAAAAAAAUUUAAAAAAUCGGAUGGAGCAGCCCCAAAGCGCUGCUGAGAAGCCUUAAAGAGCCCGGUGAUAAUCACUGGCCCCGGGCUGGGGCUGAGCCCGACCCCUCCGGGCAGCCCCUGCCCCCCCGGGGUGCCAAACCCAGCCAGGGGCUCCCCUCUGCCUUGAAAUUAUUUAUUUGGGGGAGAAGAGCAGCUUUUAAUCACGAUUUUCCCUGGGUUUUGUUGUUUCCAUCUCCCCUCCAGGUCCUGUUGGGAGCAUUAUUUGGAAGGUGACCGUGCCUGUUAAAUUAUGGUCUGAAACUGUAACCAGUCCUUUAUUUAUCUCUUUAAUUCCUUUUGGUUGUUGUUAUUAUUAUUAUUAUUAUUCUUUUUGGAAUCUGUGUCCUGGGUUUGUACAAACUUUGUGCUCUUCCUUUUUUUUUUUUUUUUUUUUUUUUAAUUUUGUUUGAGGUUUUUUUUGUUGGUUUUUUUUUUCCUUUUUGCCUUCGAAGAGAAACUGGAAGAAAAAAAAAAAAGAAAAAAAAGAAAAAUGAGAUUUGUACAAACUAAAGAUUGCAAAUGUAGCGGAUCACUGAAUCAUUUGCCUUGUUUCCUGCCUCAGCUCUCUGGGACACCAGCCCCGUUUUAGCCUUCAACCCCCCCAAAAACUGCCUGGGAGAGGUGGGGGGGACACUGAUUUUGGUGAAGCUGUGGCUGAACAGUUAAGGAUUGCUUUUUAAAAAAGACAGCAGACUUUUUUUAUUUAAAAAAAAAAAUAAUGAUAUAUUUGUUAACUUUUUUUUUUUUUUUUAGGGAUUCAGUAGGAGAAAAAAAAAUCUUAAAGCACUCUUAUAAUAUGGCAUCUUUCUAUUUCUGUAUAAAAGCAGAUCUUUUUAAAGUAUUUCUGUAACUUAAAAGACCUGUCCUUUAAAUCAUAUUUUGUCUUUAGGUAAGUUUGGUUUGGUUUUGGUUGCAAGAUCUUUCUCUUUGUGAGACUUACCUUCAU